Radiomyces spectabilis is the source of this 3201-nucleotide messenger RNA. RefSeq lists its product as uncharacterized. The transcript has 4 exons. Lineage: Eukaryota; Fungi; Mucoromycota; Mucoromycetes; Mucorales; Radiomycetaceae. The record is from RefSeq and is a predicted model, not a curated record. The coding region runs from base 320 to 3064 and encodes 914 amino acids.
CAUCCAUGAACCAUUUACUUAAUGUAAGUUUGAAUAUGGGCUCACCGACAUACGUGGUCAGAAAAAAGCUAAAUAACCUGUUAGAAUUUGUCGGCCAGCACGCCAUACACAUAUACUUUAGACUCGUUAUUUGGUGCUCCAUUGCAGCAAGUAAAAUAUUACAAAGUUUUGUAUAAUGUAAGUGAAUGGAUUCCAAUGGAUUGUGUGAUUGUUUUUCCUCAUCGUGAUACCAUAGAGAUUACUGGAAAGUACUAUUGUCGGUCAGCCGGAUCAUAAAAUCUUGUCGAAUGCCAAUCACCGUCUGGAUACGGUGCUGCGAAUGGCGCAAAAUGCGACGACCCAGAUUAAUACCGGUUUUCAAACACCACAAGCGAGGACGGAAAAGGAGUUGCCCAAAGAUGUAAAAGCCACCGGGCUGGCUUUAUUCGAGCAACAAGUGGAUUGCUCCAGUGUGGUGGAUCUUUUUGGAGAUGGUCCGAUCCCCCAACCUUACCGACUCCGCUUCUCCUCCCCCGACGCGACAAUCAUGUUGCAUGAAAAUUUUACUCUAAUUGUCGAUCAGCAAGAGAAUGUCUCUGUAAGGGUUCAUCUGCUGCUCACAGCCGAAGUCUUGGUGAUUUGCAAGGUGUUGAAGAACGGGCGAUACUCUUUGAUGUACCCACCUUUGUUCGUUUCAGACAUCACCGCCAAAUCGAUUUCCUUGGAUCGUGAACUCAUGGGCGAAUAUCUCUUGCAACUUACAGUGAUGGGGCGAAAGACAUUGACAAUGCGCGCUGAUACACGUGAAAUUCGUAAUGUAUGGGUCGGCGUCGACGGAUCUGCUCCCAGUUCUACCACAUUGACACCACGACCCCUGAAGAAAACCGUACAACGGUUGCUUGAAUCCCCCGACUGCCCUGUGCCAUUUGAACUGAACCCACCAGCCACGGCCCCGUUGAACAAUAGCGCUUCUGCACCCAUACGCAAGGAAGAUCUAUUUUCAUUUUCUAACGAUCAUGGAGGAAUGAUAUCCCCGUUGGAGGAAUCGGAUGAUGAAGAAGAAGAUGAGCCCGUCAAGUCCAAGAAGCCCUUUGCUCGUGAUACCAUCAUGGAUCUUUACGAUGGUCAUUUGAAUAAUUUUGAUAUUGAUACCGCCCCUCCGCCUGUUCCAGAAAAGUUUACUCAACCAGCCAACAAGGACACAAAGCAUGAGUUGCCUGAAGAUAAUCUGGACACACUGCAACCACGAUCCAUUGAGAUCCUGCCUCACAUUCCGACCGAGCCGGCAUCCCGCACCGUCACCAACAAUAACCUGUUGCCAUCGUUGCCUAGAGAUGCGAAACCGCCUGCCGUCCCUCCAAAAGAAACACUCGAAGCCCAAGUUCAAAUGACAUAUAUUCAACCCGCCACGGCUCAGAUGACUACCAUGGUUACAACCAAGGCCGGUCCAUCCGAGACAGUUGACAGAAGAAAAGAUCCACCGACGCCAGCGGCUGUAAUGAAUAAACCUAUUGCUCAUCAGCCAUCCUCCGAAAGUCUUCGACAACGAUCGCCAGUGACUCCUGACAGCGGAGUGCCCCGUCCAGUAUCUCCUCGUCCCGCCGAAGUUCAUCAUGCGCCGGUACCAGUGGCCAUGUCGGCCGUGAUUCAAAAUAACGAGUAUUUAAAUCCCCAUCCACCCAAUCAAGCCCCUAAUUUGAUGGACAAAUCAAUCAAAAUGGAUAAUGCAGCCCCAGCCUCAACUCAAGCUCAAGGAGGGAACCGUACGUCUCCUGCGAUCGAUCCUUUGUCGAAAUCACCCUUACAACGGAGUAUGGUAGACCCACCACCUAGUUCAUCUGCGCAGAUGCCUAUAAACCAUCAAGUUCAACAUGGACGUCCACCCGCCCCGGUCAUGCAAUCGUCCUUGUCUUCAUCUACGGAACGGUUACCACCUAAUUCAUCACCUCGGUUACCUCCCCAGCAACCAGUCUAUCCGCCACAACCUCAUUCUCCACGGCCACUGGGGCAUCGUCAACCUGUGAACCCUCCUGUUGCUAACGAACUUGGACGGCACUAUUAUCCACCGGCAGCACACCCACCAAGGAUGAUCUCGCCUCCACCACGUCAAGGGUCUUCACCGUUAAUGGCUCCUCCACGAGUGCCGAUGGGUUCGCCGAGUUUGGGCCAGCCAAUGCAUCCUGUGGGCGUACCGCGCCCAGCACCGUCUCCUGUACCCAACGGCUAUGCCAUGCAGGCACCAUCGCCCGUCAUGCGGCCAAGCGAUCGUGCGCCAUCACCUCGCCCACCUAAUUCCGUCGCCUUGGAAAAUGAUCAAGCCAAUGCCGUGCGUCGUGUGUUGUUUAGCCAUAAUCAGUGCGAAGUGUUUCAUUGGAAGGAUCAGUCGUGGUACGCUGUGGAAGGCCAUUGCCUGCUUGAAGUGCGACAGGCAUUCAGCAAUCGUACGAGUGUUACAGUGCAGCUUCAGAAUGUGGGACAAAUGUACCUGAAUGCGUGGAUCCUGCCCACGACCGUGAUCCGUCGACCUUCCCAAACCGACGUGAGCAUAUCGGUGUUCAUGGGACCGAAGAAGGAAAAUUAUCUCGUGCAUUUUUAUAAUCCGAAUGAUUGCACGGCUUUUGCCAAUUUGUUGCAGCGACUGCAUCAGAAUGCUGUGCAAAUGGCCGCCGCCGCACCACCACCGCCUCAAUCUGUCCGGCCGGAAUCCUUGAUGCCUGAACGGGAAGAACUGGAUAUCGAAAGUUUGCCACAGUCGCUGAAGCCUGUCAUGCAAUGCAAGUGUAAAUUAUUUUCACAAAACGAAACUUCCAAGUGGACGAACUUUGGCAGCGUGGCAAUGCGAAUUUCACAACAGUUACCCAGCAAAAAGAUGCACAUUUACAUUGAAAAUGAUAAGAAUCGAUUAGUGAGUGCUAUUGUACGUAGUUCGAACGUGGAAAAGAUCAACAACAAGCGUCUCUCCUUUUUGUUGGUGAACGAACAAGACCGCACAAGCAUGGUGUACAUGAUCCACAUGCGCGAUGAAGAAACCAGUAAUAAAAUAUACCAUUACCUCCGGACGGUCAAUCAGUCCAAUGGAUGGUAAAAGCCGAAUCAAGUACUGUAAUAAACCUGAAUAAUAAAUCAUUGAAAUGUAAUCAUCCCAUAAAUUUCGCCUCUUUCACCAUUUUCUUCAUUGUGUGCUCUCCAAUCAAUAGAAUUCUAUGACGUUUUUCAUAAAAG